Eufriesea mexicana is the source of this 807-nucleotide messenger RNA. RefSeq names its product DUF1676 domain-containing protein Osi20 (gene Osi20). Gene Ontology annotation, cellular component: membrane. Lineage: Eukaryota; Metazoa; Arthropoda; Insecta; Hymenoptera; Apidae. The transcript has 2 exons. The record is from RefSeq and is a predicted model, not a curated record. Bases 1 to 807 code for a protein of 268 amino acids.
AUGAGAACGAUCGUAGCAGUUGUCGCGCUGAUGGCAGCAAGCUGCACGGCUAAUCAGGACUUCCUCUCCAAGACUCUCAACGAGUGCAUCGCCGCAGAGUCUUGGACGUCUUGUUUGAAGCACGAGGUGCUCGGGUACUUGGACGAGAAGCUUGGGACCAGUACGGAAGCCAGAUCCUUGGAUACGGUCGACGAGGCCAUCGUAGCGAGGACCUUCAAGUACCUGAAGAGCUUCGACUACGGCAUCGACCUGCCAUUCGUGGACGCCGGUCUCAAGUACAGGCCCAGCAGGAGUUUGGCCGAUUUGGACGUGGAGUUCAAGGGAAACGACGUCGCUACCAGUCAAGCUAGAGGAAUCCUGAAGAAGAAGUUGCUGUUGCCGUUCCUCUUGUUGUUGAAGCUGAAAAUGAAGGCUCUGAUGCCUAUCCUCGUGGCCAUCGUCGGAUUGAAGGCCCUCAAGGCUCUGGUGCUCUCGAAACUCGCGAUCCUCCUGGUCGUCGGAUUCAUCGCUGUGCAGUUCUUCAAGAAGGGUGGGAUGAUGAUGCCGAUGGGAAUGUCGAUGGAACCGGCUACACCGGCAUACGGAGUUCCACCUAUGUCCACGACCACGACCACCUACGAACAGAUCAACUCGUGGGACGGAAACGGACCGUACUCCCGCGUCUGGACGCCGACCAACGGCGUGGAAGCCCAGAAUCUCGCUUACUCUUACUACUCGCCAGGCAGCAACUCGGGCUCGUACAGCCCCUCGUCGUCUUCCUCGUCGUCCUCGUCGUCGGCCAAUCCAGGCAGCUCGUCGAACUACUAG